AUGUCAACAUCAAAUAUUAAAUAUUCUAAAGAAAAUUAUUCUUAUUAUGAUUCAGCUUUAAGUUCAUUAAAUGAUUUAUCAUCUCUCAACAAUAUAGACACAUGUUUGGAAAGUAAUAAAAGAAUUACAAAAGUACCAAAUAUACAGUCACAAUCAUUCAAUAGAUUGAUCUCUUCUUUUACCACUCCAAAACCAUCAAAAAUUCCUAUAUUGUUGUCUCAAUCAAUGUCAGAAUGUCACAAAAGUAAAAAAGAACACUUCAAAAGUGUCCUUCUUCAUUCAUCUUAUAGUAAUAAUGAUGAAAUUACAUUAGGGUCAUGUGAACAAUUAACAGAAAUGCAUUUAUCACCUCGAAUUAAAGCUGAAAAUUUAUUAAAAGCUUGUAAAAAAAAUAAAGUUAUUUCUUGCACAAAAUAUUCAAAACCCUCAUUAUUAUCACCAUUAAUACGUGAUAUACGAUAUAGUAAUAAUAAUAAUAAUAAUAAUAUUACUAAUUCAUUAUAUUUUAAUGAACAAUCAAGUGGUUUAGGAUCAUCAAUAAUAACAAUACAAUCAUUUUUUGAUGAAUCAGAAGAAAAAGAAAUAAAAAAUAAUGUUGAUAAAUAUAUGUCAUUUACAAAAAUGAGGCAUUCAUUAAAAAUAUAUCGAAAUCAAAUGGGUGGUUUUGAUGAAGAUUAUUAUAAAAAACCAAAUUGGUUGUUUUUAUCAUCAAGAGGAUCUUGCAGAAUGUGUAAACAUAUUCCAAGUUUUAUAAUAAAUUACAGAAAAAUAAGAAAAAAAAAUGUUGUCAAAAGACGUCCUUGUAUAUGUAAUAAAGUACAAUCAAUAUAUAAUACAAAUUUCAAUGGAAUGUGCUCACAAAUUUUAUCAAAUUUUAAUGAUAAGAAAAUAUUGAUAAAUUUUGAAAUUCCGUUAUUACAAGAUUAUAUUAUAAUAUUUCUUAUUCCUGGAGCUAUUGCAUUUUUAGUUGAAACAUUAUAUUUUAUUAUUUCAGUACUUUAA
Strongyloides ratti is the source of this 1002-nucleotide messenger RNA. RefSeq lists its product as hypothetical. The record is from RefSeq and is a predicted model, not a curated record. The coding region runs from base 1 to 1002 and encodes 333 amino acids. The transcript has 2 exons. Lineage: Eukaryota; Metazoa; Nematoda; Chromadorea; Rhabditida; Strongyloididae.